Messenger RNA from Physella acuta, 1291 nucleotides. RefSeq lists its product as uncharacterized. NCBI's taxonomy places the organism in Eukaryota, Metazoa, Mollusca, Gastropoda, Physidae. The record is from RefSeq and is a predicted model, not a curated record.
GUCGGUAGAGCAGUGUCGGUGUCCGCGCUGCUACGACAUGCGGCAACAGAUCCACGCUGAGCUAGCGACCUGGGUCCCUGACAACCCCAAGUGUCAGAUGGCGCUGUUGUCCAGACAACAAAUCUGUCAACUAUUGACAAACAUGACCAUCUAUUUUAUUGGAGACUCUUUGAUGCGCCAGAUGUUCAUGUCUGUCUUUGGUCUCUUGAGGGAUGAUAUUCUACUGGACUCUACCCCCCAAGCCAAUCGCAAUAUUUGUGACCACUACAACCGCUAUUUCACAGACUGUACGCCUCACAUCUUGCGUGAUUCAAGGGAAUGUGAGGGAGAGGUGCAUCUGAUGAGCCAGUCGUUAUGGAGGGCAAGUCAGAGCAAGAACAUCCUAGAAGUCAUGGGUCAGCUGACUGGAAAAAACAAUUCUCUCUUCGUCUUCGGUAUUGGGUUACAUGAUGGGCUGGACCACAAUGUGGUGGAAUCACAGGUUCUAAAACCAAUGUUUGAGCUCAUGUCAAAGUCACCUUGGCCGAAGGUCAUCUGGGUAACCCCCCACGUACCAGGCCCGCUCAAAAGUGGACGUUACGUACACCAGCAAGCUGCUAAAAUGGAAGUCUACAACCAAGUCAUGCACCAAGUCAUGAGAAAACAGGGAAUUCCCGUGCUUGACUUCUUGCACUUGACUGAUGGAGUGAUGAGUUACGAUGGUACCCACUUUGGAAAAGGUCUCAAUGACGUCAAGGCUCACAUCUUUCUAAACUUUUUGUUGGAAAACAGAAAACAUUUUGUACACAACGUUUAGACCAACAGCACUAGGAUUUAUUGCCCGAUGACGUACAGAAAACAUUUUGUACACAAAGUUUAGACCAACAGCACUAGGAUUUAUUGCCUGAUGACGUACAGAAAACAUUUUGUACACAACGUUUAGACCAACAGCACUAGGAUUUAUUGCCUGAUGACGUACAGAAAACAUUUUGUACACGACGUUUAGACCAACAGCACCAGGGUUUAUUGCCUGAUGACGUACAGAAAACAUUUUGUACACAACGUUUAGACCAACAGCACUAGAAUUUAUUGCCUGAUGACGUACAGAAAACAUUUUGUACACAACGUUUAGACCAACAGCACUAGGAUUUAUUGCCUGAUGACGUACAAUACUGAUAUCAAUCCCAUUACAAAUGUGCUCAGAGGGAUUAGUCUCAAAUGAAAUAAUAAUGUGUUUUAAAAUCGUGUGCAGUGUUUUUAAAAAAUCUGAAUGUAAUAACUUGAUUGUGUGGUUUUUGUCGUACUUGGCUGA